AUGCCCGUCUUCACGGAAUAUGCUGCCGCAUCUCGCGAGCUACGCGUCCUACCCUCCUUCGCACCGCCACUACCACGGCUCACGCCAACCAUAAAAUCAGGAGGCAAGACAGAGAAGUAUGAGGUAGUCAUUGUCGGAGCUGGUCCGGCCGGACUCAUGCUCGAGCUCUUGCUGGCCCGAUACGGAUUAAGCGACGAGUCCCUGCUGUGCGUGGACGCGAAGCCGACCACAUUGAAGUCAGGCCAAGCCGAUGGCCUUCAACCGCGGACAUUGGAGGUACUGAAGUCGCUUGGCCUCGUGGAUGAGAUCUUAAGCGAGGGAUGUCAAAUGUGGCAGGUGGCGUUUUGGAACCCGUCGAACAAAAAGGACAAGAUCAUCGAGCGUACUUCGAUCGUCCAAGAUGUCGCUGUACCUGCACGAUUUCCCCACGAAGUCACAAUUCACCAAGGCCGAAUUGAGCGGAUUCUGGCAACAGACCUGCUUCGCUACUCAAAACGAGGGGUGCAGCGGAAUACCAAACUCAUCGAUGUGAAAAUUGACGAGGCGGGAGAUGCGGAGUUCCCUGUAUUGGUCGAGAUAGAGACGGAGGGUCAACGGCGCACUGUUCGCUCAAAAUAUGUGGUGGGUGCCGAUGGCGCCCAUUCGGUGGUUAGACGAUCCAUGGGACUCAAAUUGGAGGGCGAAUCCCUGGAUCAUAUUUGGGGUGUAGUCGACUUGACUGUGGACACAGAUUUUCCCGAUAUUCGCCGGCGCUGUGCUAUUCAUUCGCCCGCUGGCUCGGUCAUGGUGAUUCCGCGCGAGCGCAUUGCGACUGGCGACUACUUGACACGACUGUACGUGCAAGUGCCGGGCGACGUUAAACCGGACCAUGAUCAACAAGUGACGGAUGAUACAAGUACUCCGCCGACGGCCGAUGCAAGGGCCCGUCGAAGUCAGGUUACAGAAAAGACCAUAUUUGAGCAUGCAGCAGCCGCAUUCAAGCCUUAUUAUAUUCGGCCAAAGGAAGGCGGUGCCGUGGAUUGGUGGGCUGCUUAUCAGAUUGGUCAGCGUGUCACAGACAACUUCUCCGUCAAAGAUUCAAAGGGUGUAAACAGGAUCUUCAUUGCAGGAGAUGCCUGUCACACGCAUAGCCCAAAGGCGGGCCAAGGCAUGAAUGUCUCAAUGAUGGACUCAUACAACCUGGCUUGGAAGCUAGCUUAUUCUAUCCACGGACUGACACCUGCAAGUGCUAGCGGAUACACGGACCCUCUCCUUGACACAUAUCACACUGAACGUCACACUAUUGCACAGGAGCUGAUUGAGUUUGAUCGUGCAUUCUCAUCAAUGUUCUCUGGAAAGAUCGGUGCUUCCGAGGACGGCGUUGGAGGGUUGACCCAUGAAGAGUUUCUCGAGGUAUUCAGCCGAGGCAACGGCUUCACUAGUGGAUGCGGAGUCGAGUAUCCUGAGAAUGUGGCAGUGAGCCGCUCUCUAGAGUGUGGUAAUAACCCAAUUAGCGGUACAGAUUAUCUGUCUGGAAUUUUGCGACCCGGUCGAAGACUGCUGAAUGUGCGGCUAGUUCGGCAUGCAGAUGGUAAUAGGCGUGAUCUCCAAGAUGACUUUGCAUCUACUGGUCGCUUCCGGAUUUUGUGCCUGGCUUCCUCGGACCUCUUGGACCCACAAGGGAUCUCCUCCCAGACACUCGUUGCGCUUAGUGCCAUUACCACACAGUUUCCCCAGUCGGUUUUGGAGCAAGUAGUCAUCCACCCACGCUUGUCGAGGGAGUUCAUGUGGAAUGACAUCCCGCACGAAGUGAAGCAACAUGCAGAAAUGUCGUUUUACAGUGGAUAUGAAAUGGAUGAUGUCUACGGUAUUUACGGUGUUGACCCAGCCAAGGGGGCACUGGCUGUCGUUCGUCCUGAUGGGUAUAUUGGAAUUAUUUCCGAUCUGGCCAACGUGAAGCGUAUAGAGAACUACCUGAGUGGAGUGAUUCGCAGAGUUGAGGCAUGA
Molecule: messenger RNA, 1986 nt
Organism: Penicillium canariense
Lineage: Eukaryota; Fungi; Ascomycota; Eurotiomycetes; Eurotiales; Aspergillaceae
Product: putative phenol monooxygenase
Exons: 5
Coding region: 1-1986 (661 amino acids)
Molecular function (GO): FAD binding
Source: RefSeq, a predicted model, not a curated record